This is a messenger RNA of Rhododendron vialii, 1647 nucleotides long. Its product is annotated as nuclear transcription factor Y subunit C-9-like. The transcript is spliced from 4 exons. Gene Ontology annotation, cellular component: nucleus. Gene Ontology annotation, biological process: regulation of DNA-templated transcription. The coding region runs from base 589 to 1335 and encodes 248 amino acids. Gene Ontology annotation, molecular function: DNA-binding transcription activator activity, RNA polymerase II-specific; protein heterodimerization activity. The record is from RefSeq and is a predicted model, not a curated record. NCBI's taxonomy places the organism in Eukaryota, Viridiplantae, Streptophyta, Magnoliopsida, Ericales, Ericaceae.
UCUUUGUUAGUUUCUUUGUAAGAGGAGAGAGAGAGAGAGAGAGAGAGAGAGAGGGACGGAGAGAGUGCGAAUUCCCACGAACCAAACUCGCGCUUCCCACUAUAGCUUUCCUCACUAUAUAUGUAUGUAUCCAUACAUACAGCAAAAAGAUACAUUCUCUCUCGUUCAACUCUCGUCCCCUGUUCCGUGUACAGCAAAAUAGAACACAGAGUUUUGAUCGCUAGACGAAUCAAGAAACAAAAGUGAAACGGAGCUGUAAAGAUCUAAGGAACUUGAAAUUCCUUAUUUGGCAAACCAUAGGUUAGUUUGUAGAUAUGACUGCUUUCGGCAAGAUACCCUGCAGUUGAGUCCAUUCAGCUCUUGGUUACAUUGUGUGGUCCUUGGCGAAAUAGCGAGUUACCAGCUCACUUUAUACAUGUCUACAUCUAAUACUUUUUACUAGGAAUGAUGAGUUUUGAAGGCCGAAGCUUGCUUACAAAGUGCUUAAAUCUUAAUGCUGUUUGGGUGAUUGAAAAUCUUAUCAUAUGUAUGAAAAGUUGAUAGUUGGAGAUCUCUUGUGAGUCAGUUGGAGAUCUCUUGUGAGUAAAGAUGGAUCAACAAGGCCACGGGCAGUCCCAAGUAACUGGGGUGCCAGGUAGCUCAGCUCAGAUGCCAUAUAACAUGGCCCCAUAUCAAGCUCACCAAAUGAUGAGGCCCUCUGCCUCUACAUCUGCCGGAUCAAUUCAAUCUCCUCAAUCCGCUGGUCUCCCUGCCUCUACUGCUCAGCUCGCGCAGCACCAACUCGCUUAUCAGCAAAUCCACCAGCAGCAGCAACAGCAACUGCAGCAACAACUCCAUGGUUUCUGGGCAAACCAGUUCCAAGACAUUGAGCAAACAACUGACUUCAAAAACCAUAGCCUGCCAUUGGCUAGGAUUAAAAAGAUAAUGAAAGCGGAUGAAGAUGUAAGGAUGAUAUCCGCUGAGGCUCCAGUCGUGUUUGCUAGGGCAUGUGAGAUGUUCAUUCUGGAGUUGACUUUAAGGUCUUGGAAUCACACAGAGGAGAACAAAAGGAGGACACUUCAGAAGAACGAUAUCGCGGCGGCUAUCACAAAAACUGAGAUAUUUGAUUUCUUGGUGGAUAUCGUGCCUAGGGAGGAUUUGAAGGACGAGGUGCUUGCUUCGAUCCCAAGAGGGUCCCUUCCUGUUGGGGGCCCCACUGAGGGACUUCCUUACUAUUAUAUGCCACCUCAGCAUGCUCCACAGGUUGGAGCUCCCGGGAUGUUCAUGGGUCAGCCUGUUGAUCAAGCCCGGUAUCAGCAGAUGUGGCCACACCAGCAGCAACCACCAGACUCUUGAGGGACUAGUGGGUUUGGCAGAAAUGUGAGCGACAGUAAGUUCUGGUGGGGAAGUUACCUUAGCGACAAACAACAAAAAGAAGAGACAGUACCAAACUGAUAGAGAAGACCCAAAGACUACACGUCUUAGAAAGAAACUAGUAUGGCCUUGAUAGAUGUAGUAUAUAGCUGCUUGUUCCCCAUAGAAUGAGUCUUGUAUGUGUUUAAUGUUUUACUUCAUGCCAUUAGGAUUUGGUAAAACUCUUGACCUCUUGUAAGUUACAAAAUGUAGUGGCGAUACGAUGCUUGUGUAAUAACUUUUCGUUCUUUUUCA